This is a messenger RNA of Salvia miltiorrhiza (redroot sage), 2014 nucleotides long. RefSeq names its product pentatricopeptide repeat-containing protein At1g09410, mitochondrial-like. Gene Ontology annotation, molecular function: RNA binding; protein binding. Gene Ontology annotation, biological process: RNA modification. The record is from RefSeq and is a predicted model, not a curated record. The transcript has a single exon. The coding region runs from base 33 to 1751 and encodes 572 amino acids. NCBI's taxonomy places the organism in Eukaryota, Viridiplantae, Streptophyta, Magnoliopsida, Lamiales, Lamiaceae.
AACAUCUCAAAACCACAAUUAACAAGUUUUGAAUGAAAACAAAUUUUCAAUUUUAUCUUAGUUUGUUGAAAAAUCUGUAUAUAUAUAUAACAACACAUUCAAAAAGCUUUGGCUCCAAAAUCAGAGCUUCCUCUCUGAUUUCAAUGCGCCCACCAAAAUCAUUGGCCCCAAUCUUCACCGCUGCUCGUUUCCACACCUACACAUUCCCGACUGUUGAUCUGAAUCACAAGAUCAACGAGUGCGUGCGCAGCGGAAAUGUCAGCGGCGCACGCAAACUGUUCGACGAUUAUCCCCACUCGAGAAACGCCGUCUCAUGGAACUCCUUGAUCAACGGCUGCAUCAAAGCCGGCCAUUUCGCAGAAGCCCAGAAGCUGUUCGACGAUAUGCCGCACAGAGACGUCGUUUCUUGGAACACCCUGCUUUCGGGCUUCCGCGACGCCCAGAGCCCAGAGAAGGCUCGCCACCACUUUCUACGGAUGAUGGGGAGCGAUCAGAGGCCGGAUGAGCUCACGUUUGCAGUGCUCAUGAGCGCGUUUUUGAAUUCGGAGUUUGAUGUUUUGGUUCUGCAGCUGCACGGGCUCGUUAUCCGUCUAGGGCUUGAUCUUAAUAUCUAUCUGGGAUCUGCGUUAUUGAGGGGAUAUGUUGGUUUAGGUGAUCGCAAUGGUUUUUGCAGGGUGUUCGAUGAGAUCGUGGUGAAAGACGUGGUGCCCUGCAAUGUGUUGAUCUUAGGUUAUAUUGAAUUUGGGUUGAUGAGUGAAGCAAAAAAGGCGUUUGAUCUAAUGCCUAAGAGAAACGCUUUUUCUUGGAGCAUCAUGAUUAAUGGAUUCAUGAAGAACAGAAUGGUAAGUGAAGCAAAGGAAGUUUUUGAUAGUCUCUGUGAAAAAGAUGUAGUUUCUUGGACUGCAAUGAUAAGGGGGUGUGCACAGUGUGAGAAGUUUGUGGAAGCUCUAGACAUGUUUCUUGUGAUGUUGAGCUCGGGAAUUCGCCCAAAUCAUUAUACCUUUUCGAGUGUCUUUGAUGCCUGCGCGGGCUGCUCGUCUCUUGUGAUGGGGAGCCAGGCUCACGCGUGUCUGUUGAAGCUUGGUAUCCCUUUUGACGUGGUUCUGGGGUCAUCCCUUGUGGACAUGUACGCAAAAUGUGGCGACAUAGUGGCUGCAUUCUGCGUGUUUGAGUCCAUGCCGAGGAAGAAUUUGGUGACGUGGAACUCGAUCAUUGGAGGCUACGCAAGGCACGGGCUUGCACGUAGGGCAUUGGAGGAGUUUGAGAGGAUGGCUGUGAGCGGCGUGCAUCCUGAUCAGAUCUCGUUCAUCAAUGUGCUAUCGGCAUGUGUGCACGGGGGGAAGGUGAGAGAAGCUGAGGAGAUUUUCUACUCGAUGCAGGCUAAGUAUGGGUUGGAAGCAGAGAUGGAGCACUAUUCGUGUAUGGUGGACCUGUACGGGAGGGCGGGGGAGCUAGAGAAGGCGGAAGAGUUGAUAAAGAGAAUGCCGUUUGAGCCGGACGUGGUUGUUUGGGGGGCGCUGCUUGGGGCUUGUGGGCUGCAUUCAUGUCUGGAGCUUGGUGAGUUUGCAGCAAUGGGGAUAUCUAAAGUGGAACAGGAUCAUCCUGCAGUUUACUCAAUCCUGUCCAAGAUAUACGGUGAGAAUGGGGCUCGGAGUGGUGUGUUUCAGCUCGACAAGAUGAUCGGAAAAUGGCAGGGAAGGAAACAGAAGGCUGGGAGUUGGAUCCACUCCAAUCUUGGACUACUUACAUGAAUUGCUACAACAGUUUUCAUCUUAUUCUGUUAUGAUGUUAAUUGGUUGGACUAUUGAUGCCGAUGAAAUCUACUCCAAAUGCCAAAGUUGAACUACUAAAUGACUCCUUAGAAAUAGAUCUUUUGUUCCUACCUAAGUAUGAACUGCAGUCUGCAGGUCUAUUUUAUUUAGAUUUAGUUUAGUGUAUACUUGUUUAAUUUAGAUAUAAUAUGUAUUAGUUUUUACAUUAAAUGAGAUUUAUACUGAACUUUGGAAUUUUUCAA